Molecule: messenger RNA, 6295 nt
Organism: Gadus morhua (Atlantic cod)
Lineage: Eukaryota; Metazoa; Chordata; Actinopteri; Gadiformes; Gadidae
Gene: ppp1r16b
Product: protein phosphatase 1, regulatory subunit 16B
Exons: 10
Coding region: 1767-3257 (496 amino acids)
Biological process (GO): regulation of sprouting angiogenesis; establishment of endothelial barrier
Cellular component (GO): cytoplasm
Molecular function (GO): myosin phosphatase regulator activity; protein binding; enzyme inhibitor activity
Source: RefSeq, a predicted model, not a curated record
AGAAAUACGAUCAGAUGAUAAAAACGCAAUUCCGGAGCAGUGGUCUCCGCCGACUCUGAUUCAGGCAGGGUGAGAUAUGACUUUCUCCAGGGUAGAGAGAGGGCCAAAUCGGGGCCAAAUCGGGCUCAAACGGGCUCAUGAGCUACAUGGUGACUAAGAGCCCAGACCAAUCUGAUUUCAGGUCACAAGGGGGUGGAGAAGUCCCCCCCCACUGUUCAGGUGAACUUUUCAAACCGAGCCUCACGCUGAUUUAGCUGCGUAGACAGAAACAACGUGGGCGUUCCAGUUCAGUUUCUACUGUAUUUGAAGUAGUUUUAAUGGAUCAUUUAGGCAUAAUUUAGAAAAUAAAUGAAUACAUGUGUGAUUAAUUAUGAAUGUUGUAAACAUGAGUUUUUAUAAACGUAGCGGUAAAGCAACAAGUAGGCUUUUCCAUAGCUGUGUAGAUAAUCAACAAGCCAAAUAAAGGAGCAAGCCCUCCUCCCCCUCCACCUCCUGCCCUGGAACGGGGAGUGCAGAGUCCACAAUGGCCUUAUUUUCCAGGAAAGGAGAGAGGAAGAGUCUGCCGCAGAAAUGGAUUGAAGGCCGUAGUGACAGUUAUUGGAUUUUGUUUGUGGUGAGUGACCAAUGAUCACUGCUGGUCAGAGGAUUAUUAAAAAAUGUACACAGCCCUACUAACAUCAGAGACUAUAACUUGCAGGGACAUGUAGACCAUUCAGCAUUAUAAAAGUGUGACAGUAUUGCUAUCUCACAAGCACUUAAUGUGUUUCCGAACAUAUGUUUUUCAGAAUUCCUUACCGUUGAUUUCGACUAGAAUCAUGGGGAAGAGCUGACGUCUGCUCUCCAAGAUGUUAGUGCGUACCCUGUCUGUGAAGACUGGAUGUCUGGCAGCUGUUGUAUUUGCCAGCUGUAACAAAGCACAAGGGGCAUUUUUAAUACGAUUUGAUUUUUCUUUUUCAAGACAAAUAGCUUCGGCGAAGGACAGAUAGAGGAAGGCUGUUUUGACUGCACACGCUUAUCUUUACACAUUUUUGCAGGUCUACUACCUCGGCCUCUUCCGUAUUUUGGAGGACACUAGGAUGCCUGACAUUGUCUGGUGAUGCUAGUGAACAUCCUGUUCCAACAAAACCACAAGGCUGUCUCGCUCCGUCUCCUCGCAUGUUGUGAAACGCCAUGUAAAACAUGUAGUACUAUUUCUUUUCUAAAGUGAUCAACUCUGUCUUAGGUCGAAUUGAGGCCAUUUCAAACAAUGCACACAUCCCCACUCAUGUAUUGUUUUUAUCUUUGUUUUUUUGUUUUUCAAAAGGUGUAUUUUAUUUUAUAUUUUUUUAUUCUGCCACUGCUUUAGCAGAUACACCAGUAAGAGCAAGGGAACAUACAAUUAAAGUCUCCUAAUAGCUCAUCAUGUGGCAGGAUAAUUAUAACACACAGUGCAAUGCUAAUUAUACCAGCCAUCUUCUCUGCUCACGUCCUACUAAAGCCAAUGUCAUUCUGCUUAAGAACGUGCCACGUGUCCCACUUUUGGAACCGUAGCCAGAAUGGCGACAGUAUCCCAAAUGACUAUUCAUUAUAGUCAUUGUUGUUUCAUGGAAACUGUGAGUUAGGGAGAGUACCUUGUAGAAGGGAAAGUUUGCGUUACUAGUAGCAGUAGUAGUAGGCUGGUGUAAAUAAAAGGUGUCAGUUGUGGCGUACGACUUAGACAGGGCUUUUUUUGUUUUUUUGAAGGUUUUAUCCUUUUUAUUGUAGAGUGAGUCAGGAAGGUGUGGAAGAUGGAGGGGAAGACAUCCAGCAAUAGACUACUCGCGAGGAUCAAGCCCCGGUCGCUGUGGUCAGGACUGGGCCUUAAUGUUCGCUACCUACUGAAAAACAACGUGGGCCCAGACCUGUGCAACGAAGACGGCCUCACAGCCCUCCAUCAGUGUUGCAUUGACAACUAUGAGGAGAUGGUGAAGGUCCUGCUCUGCCAGGGAGCUAGCGUCAACGCCCAGGACAACGAGCUGUGGACCCCCAUGCACGCCGCCGCCACCUGCGGCCACGCCGGCCUCGUCAAGAUACUCAUCUCACACGGUGCAGACCUGCUGGCAGUCAACUCGGACGGGAACAUGCCCUACGACCUCUGUGAGGACGACCCGACGCUGGACAUCAUCGAGACGGCCAUGGCUAACCGAGGCAUCACCCAGGAGAUGAUAAACGAAACCCGGGCGUCGACGGAGAGGAGGAUGCUGGGAGAUAUCCAGGAGUUGAUCAGACGGGGAGAGGAGGUCAACCAACAGGACUCACAGGGAGCUACACUGCUCCACAUUGCGGCGGCUAACGGCUACGUCCAGGCGGCCGAGCUGCUGCUGGAGGGCGGGGGCCGCAUGGACCUGAAGGACAGCGACGGCUGGCAGCCGCUCCACGCCGCCGCCUGCUGGGGACAGAUGCACGUGGCAGAGCUGCUGGUCUCUCACGGCGCCAGCCUCAACGCCAAGACCUCCCUGGACGAGACCCCUAUCGAUCUGUGUGAAGACGAAGAGUUCAGGGCCAUUCUGCUGGACCUCAAACACAAACAUGACAUCAUCAUGAAGUCGCAGCUCAAGCAUAAGACCUCCCUGUGCAGGCGGACCUCCAGCGCAGGCAGCCGCGGGAAGGUGGUGCGUCGGGCCAGCCUGUCGGACAGACACAACCUCUGCCGCAAGGAGUACGAGACGGAGGCCAUCGUGUGGCGGGGCGGGCGCGAGGGGCCGCGGGCCGAGGAGAAGGAGAAGGAGCCGGAGCAGGGGCCCGGCCAGGCGCUUCAUGUGACGCCUGAAGCCGAAGUAGCCGCUCCAGACACGCCCCAGUUAACGACCCUCCUCAAAGACGGCGGCAGCAGACAGAACGGGCUGAUCUCCACGGCGACGUCCGCGCCUCCGCAGCCCCCCCCGUCCAAUGGCAGCGCUCCCGCCGCGGACAAGAGCCCCGUGGUCACCGUGCAACCGGCCAAUGAGGAGUCCUCUCCCAGGGAGCGCGCCCAGACCCUCUCGGAGCUCAAGAAGCAGAGGGCCGCCGCCAAGCUGCUGAGCCACCCCUUGUUCAACGGUCACCUAGGCAACGGGUCCUUGGACUCCUUCGCCGACUGCAAGCUGAGCUGCUCGGAGGACCCUCGCAUGCCGCUCGUCUCCUCCAAUGGCAGCGCUGUGUACUACACGCCGGCCAGCGGAGACCCGCCCAUCCUGCGGUUCAAACAGCCAAUGGAUGAGGAGCAUCCGAAGACGCGCACCUGCUGCUGUGUGUCGUAGCAUCGGGUACCGGAGACGGGACGGGGGGUGACUGCAGAGAGGGAAGCUAGAGGCCAGUGUGGAUUGGUCACCUUAAAAAAAACAAAAAAAAAAACAGAAUGGCAGCUUCAGUGUUGCCAUGGAAGCAGUUGAAGAUGCUGUUGAAUUCAAACUUGGCUCCUUGACCCAGUUUUUUUUUUUUUUUUCUGUAUUUUGCUUCGCCGGAAAGAAAAGGAAGAAGAGAAAAGAGGGUUGUUUCAUCUGGAAAUUCCUCCCACUAUCCUGUGGCAUUGCUAUUUGUUUGACAAGAGAAGACAAAGAAAGGAAAAGACAGGAUGUGGCUAAUUCCUGUUUUUACGCCCGUCGUGCCUCCCUUCCAUUUGAAGUUACUGCCAGUGAAGAUGGGGGAACUACCGGUUACUGUGCUGCAUGUUAGUGAAGCUGUCAUGCGUGCAAAAAAUGAUAGAAAGGGCAAGAUGCUGGUCUCGGUAAUGCCUCGAUGUGCUCUUCCAGCGUCUGAUGGAACGUGGCAGACCUUGUAUUUGUCCAAACACGUGAACCUAUCCAAAGUAUUUGACAGAUGAGAAGAAAGGGACACUCUCCAUGGAGGAUCCAGCUGAAGAAAAGUCCCACUAACCAACGGAUCAAACUACCACCGUUUGACAAGUAGCAUUUGUUUCCUGUCUCUAAAAGCUUUUUUCAAUCAGAGAAUCAGGAGUAAAAAUUGGAAAAUAAAACAUAUUUUGUAGCGUAGGUUCCCUUGAAAUAGAUGACAUUUUCCAAUAAAGGAGAGAAUGACAAGCGGUAUUACCAUGCAAAUUGACGCUGUGUUAUCUCUAGCGUUUCCAUAGUGUUUUCCCCAACGCCUCAAUUCAUUUAAUGUUAUGAUGGAUCCCCUGGGCGGAAUUACAGCACCAUCACACACUUAUUCCCCUCAUCUUUCAGACCGUGUUUCCCCUUUAUCUACUCCUAAUAUACUCCAAGGUGAUGGUGGAAGGCGCCGGUAAUAUCAUACCGGAUCAUAUCAUCCGGCGGAACAGCGAAGCGUUUAAUGUAGACACGGUGCAGAAAUAAUCAAAUAUCUCCUUAAAUAUCUCCCAUGCUGAUGCACCGCGGCCUGUCUGUGUGAAAGGGAGCGAAGGCCAUUUAUCUGACUGAGGAGGUACACUUGCACAACAGACAUAAAGUACAAUACUGCACUAGUGUUUGAAACCAUAACUGUACAUUUGUGUGGUAUUAUCGUGUGUUUUAGUAUAUAUAUAUAUUUAACAACAUAAUGUUGCGCUAUAUCUCACAAGACCGACUAAGGGGCGAUGUUGUAUAAUGUAAUCCACGUUUGUGCUUAACCUAACCAGUCGAGUUCAGUAGACAUUUGUUGAAUAAUACUGUACAGUUUUGAGUUGUCUAUUUAUGAAUAGUAGCGGGGUUGUAUAUAAAGAGCAGAAGUGAGUGUUAUGGUUGGUAAAGCUGAGUGUAUUUAUUAUUUGGAUGAUGCGCAGAGUGAAUGCGACAUUGGUGGAAAUGGGGGCUGGGGGGGGGCAAGUAGAUUUGCCCGGGAAAGUACCCCUCUGGAAAGGAUAUUGAGUCGUGAAUAACUGAAACGUGGGGUGGUUGUUACUAUGUAGACUAGAGGUUCCAUGCAUACAAACGUCAGGCCUGCCUGCUGAGGAUGGCUCCCAGAUCUAGUUGUGUUUUAUCAGGUUUUUUUAAUACAGAAAUAUAACAGAUCGUCACCUGUGGCCCUAACCAUUCCAUCCACUCUCCUCUGUUAGUGUGACAAUUAUACUGUAAUAAGGAAUUACUGUUCUGCCCCUCAUUCAGCCAUGGAAGUAUGCACAUGGACUAUGUAACAGUGGCUUCCUCAAGCGAACAUGACCUUGAUUGCAUCCACUUUAACCCUGAUUGCAGUAUAUCACUGGCCUACCUUUUGACAGUGGUUGUCAUGUGCAACUCUGUGUCGGCAUUGUUUCAGUUUAAACACUCCAGCUUAAUUGGAGAUCAGUUGUAUAAACUGCUUCUGAGCAUAACUGAACAUGUUUUUUUUAUGUUUACGUUCCCAAUGUGUGCCAAAGAGUCUCUUAGAAUGAAAUGAAUCAAGCGUGUGGAGCAUUAAAAAAGGAUGGAGUUAAAUGCUUUAUCCAAUCACCUUUGUCAAAUGGAGAAGUCGUUCCUCUUCUGGAGUCAUUUUCGCCAUGCCCUGAUCUUUUAUGUAUCCCAUGUGUCAAAUGUGUGUACAGAAAAUCUUAAUGUAAAUAUGUUUGCAUUUUUCGCCAUCCAUUUGUUCCCAUGAACUGAACUUCCAUGUAUGUCAUUCAACAUAAAUGAAGGAGAAAAACAUGCACAAACAUACACACACAUGCACGCACGCACGCAGGCACACACAAACACACACAAAAACUUGCGCAGUAUAUGUAUGAAUAUCUUGAGUCUAACCUGUCAUAGUAGGACUAGUAAAUUGCUAUUCCACUGUUAUUGACCUGUUAUUCCAUUGUUGCAUCCAGUUCCCGUUACACUUUCGAAGAAUCAGGUGUUCCAUAAUGAAAUAAAUGGUAAACUAACUGUAAAUGUGUCUAUAAAUAGUAUAUGCCUGUGAUAGGCUGAAUUGUAUUCAUUCCCAAUAAUAAAAGUGUUUUAAUUUUGCUAAAAACCAAACGAUAACUAUUUGGAAAAUAUUUCUGUGCUUGGCUGCAUUCCUUCCAUUAAGUCAUUAAAACAAAAUUCAUUCGAUAUAUUUUAUGGUUUGAUUUCAAUUCAACUCAAAUUUCAGUUAAAAACUCACUCAUUCAGAAUCGAAGGAAUGAAAUUAAUUGCAAAGUAGUUUUUUAAUAAGAUAAUAUAAAAAAUUAUUGUAUUAAAAUGAAAUACAUUAGACAGAAUUCUGAGCCAAAUUUUCAAAGUGAAUAGUUACUUAUAUUCUGAUGAAUUCUAACAAGGCCUGUGUUUCAUUGUAACCCUCUAUGUCAACGAUAAGGAGCAGAACUACUGAUUUUGUAAUAACUGGAAGAUAAUGAUGGUUGCAUUGACAUAUUUUGAAUAAAUUGUAUAUUUUGAGAAUUUUA